GUCACAGCACAUCGACACCAACCGCGACAGUGUUCAGCGCGUUAUUCUGCGCUGUUUCUAAAUAACCUAAAAAGUUGAACAAGCCAGAUUAUUUUUAGGAAUAAUCGUAGCGAUUAUCAUAAAAUACUCAUGACUGCUUCGAAUUUAUAAAAGUUAGUGCUGUGAAGUCGACGCCCAUCUCGGAGGCGUACGUGGAGUGUAUUUUUGUGCAACACAAAGCAAAUACAAACGGCAAGCUGUGGGGAUCAGGGGCCUUUUUUUUGCCGCCGCAGGGGAUGUACUAUCCUGUGAGUAACGGCAAUGUCAUCGAUACGGGGACCACAACCCUACUGCACAUGGUGGGGACGGGUAUGGCGAACCCGUUCCCUGCGGCGGCGGCGGCUGCGGCCGCGGCGGCACAGUUCGCCGCCAACGGCGACGCGCUGGCGGUGAAGCCCGACGCCAACGCCGCCAACCCGCCGCAGCCGCCGCUCGUCAAGAGCGAGGGCCCGCCGCCGCCGGCGCCGCUCCCGCCGGCCAACUUCUCACCGCAACCGCCGCCUCAACCUCACCCGCCCAACUCCAUAGACAACCAAAAUAGCAGCUCACAAAGUGACGGUGAUUCAGCAGAAGAGAGCACACCCGUGAGUGUCGCGGCAGUGGUGGCGCAGCAAGCGGCCGCGGCCGUGGCCGUGGCGCAGCAGGCGGCGGCGGCGCACGCGGCGGCCGCGGCGGCCAGCGCGGCCGUCGCCGCCGGCGCCACCGCCGCCUCCCCCGACAAGCUCGUCCCCGUCUCGCAAGCCUCCCAGCCCAAGCGGUUACACGUCUCCAACAUCCCCUUCAGAUUUAGAGACCCCGAUCUCAGAAAUAUGUUCGGGCAAUAUGGCACAAUACUUGAUGUAGAAAUUAUCUUCAACGAAAGAGGUUCAAAGGGAUUCGGUUUUGUAACAUUCGCAAAUAGUGGUGAUGCGGAGCGAGCACGAGAGCGUCUUCACGGCACCGUGGUUGAGGGCAGAAAGAUAGAGGUUAAUAAUGCGACGGCAAGAGUUCAGACAAAGAAACCUCCCACAGUACCAAACGUGUGCGUCCAGUGGCCCGAAGCCGUGCAGCGCGCCACCGCCGCCGCCAUGCUGCGCCGCGAGCCCCGCGGCCCCCUCGACCCCUCCCUGCAGCACGCCGUGCUGCCCCGCGCCGCCUACGCGUCGCCCUUGCACGCUGCCUAUGCACAUGUUUAUUACGACCCGUUCUUAGCUGCAGCCGCGACGGCUGACUCCAACUACAGACUUCAGGCCGCGAAGCCGGCAGCCGAGGCGGCAGCAGCAGCCGCCGCGGCCGCCGCGCCGCUGCUGAAGUCGCCGCUGACGUCGGCGCAGCACGCCGCCGCGGCCGCCGCCGCCGCCAACUACGGCGCCGCCGCGCGCGCCGCCGCCGCCGCCGUCAGCGCCGCGCCGCAGCCCACCGCGCUCACGCCCCUCGCAGCCACGUACGGCAGAGAAUACGCAGACCCCUAUCUAGGCCACAGCAUCGGCCCUGUCACGGGUUAUGGGACGGCGGUGUACAGAAGCGGCUACAACAGGUUUGCGCCGUAUUAAGCCAGUGGAACAAAUUACGAUUUUUACUCGAAUAUAGAUCUACCUUCGUUUCCUUUGCCCUAACAUGACAAUGGACUCUCUUUGUAAAGGUACAAACAUAAUUUUAUUAUAUAUUAAGGAAACAGUAAUAGUGCUAGCCGGUUACUGUACAAGCAAGCUUGGGUAACAUAGUCGUCCGCCGUUCGGGCGGACUCAAGAUACCAAAGUCAUUAUUAAACUUUCUAACACAAAUAGUAUAUUAAGUUGAGCUGUUAUUGUUUCGUGUAAUGCAUAUACAAGUGCGAGCAGCUAACAUGAUGCAUACGACGGUUUUGAUACUUGUAAAAAACCUACUUUACUCUGUCGCUCAGGUGAGUGAACCUACCUAAAAUGGUAAUAAAUAAUGUACGUUAUUAUUUAGUGUAGAUGUUACACUUAAUAUGUAAUUGACAAUAGAACAAUACUUCAUGUAAUAACGAUAUUUAGUGAGCUUUGCACUUGCAUAUCAUAGGAAAAUUGUAAAUAUUGAAACCCAAUCCCAUUUCGACUUGUUAGUUUACGUGUAUAAACAUUUGGCUGAAACCUGAUAAUUUGAAAAUUGUUAAUAUAGGUAGGAACUCCCUUUUACAGCUACCUAACUUAGGUACAUUUUAGUUUCCUACUGAACAAUCGAACAAAUGCUUGUUUUAAACGCACCGAAAAUCGAUUUUUAAUCUAUUACGUAGUAUAUUUUACUUUAGGAACUCAAACUAUUUUAUAAGUAGGUACAGGCGCAAAACUAAUCAUUUUAGAACUGUUUUGAAAUGUAUCGUGGUGCAAAUAAAUGCGGUGCCAUCUACUCGGUUGUUAUUUUACGACAUAUUUUUCUAAAAGUUACCUAUGUACUACGUACGUUUUUGAUGUUUUACUUUAGUUUGUAUAGUAAGUAGUAGAGAUUUGGUCGGUACAAGUGGUCCGCCACACGAGCCGCGUCCGGAGCCCGGGCGCGGGCUCGCUGACACAGCUUCGCAAGCUUCCCUAAAUAUUUACUUUCCCAUCCUGUUUAUUCUAAAUUCAACUAUUGAUCGCUAGUUUGUAAAUGAUAGCAUUUUAUUGAAUCGUAAUCGUAGGCAUAACGCUUAUAUGUAGUGUAUAAGAAAAGAAGGGAGCUCCAUCGAGCUCUCACAUAUCAUUGAGAUUUCUCCUUGUAAAUUAGUUUACACUAUAUUUUCAGUAACGGUUUCUAAUUAUUGACAGCGCUAUUUUAAUAUUUUUAUCCGAUUUAUCUUAAUUUUAUUGAUCAAACACGCGUUCGGGUCCAACCCUUUUAGACGUCGUAAAUUUUAGAUCGAGUGUUUAAAUUAGGAUUGUAAAUUCGCUCAAACUUUAUACCAAAGCACAAAAACCCAUCGAUUCAUACGCAUUGGAGCAUUCGUGUCAUUCAUUACCACUCAAUAGAUUUAGUAGUCUUUCAGUUAGAAAAACUUACAAAGUCUGCAAAAUCACGGCAUCACUCAUAAGGCCCACGUUUUACACCUUCGAGUAGAACUUACCAAACGAUACCCGCUUGCAGGUGUAAAACUGGCGUUUCAAGCCAAGACACACAUUUAUUCCUAUGAAUUGACAUGUAGUUUGCCAUUUAGAUUAUUAAUUUAACCCCACAAACAAUAGAUCUGAUUUUUUGAUUAUUAAUUAUUUUUAAGCCUUUUUAUGUGACUUCUCUCAAUUUGAAUAUUUAAUCGAAUAGCUACUGCCAUGAACAAUUUUAGUUAAAUUUUUAAGCAAACUCGAUAAUGAUUAUUUCGCCAUUUCAAUUUGAACUACAUAUUGAAUUAGUAACAUAUCAGAUAAUAUAGAGAAGUGUUGUCGCAGAAGGGAUACCUACUUGGAGAGCCAUGGAAAAGCGCAGGAGCGACUGCGCAGAUAGCUUUAAUUAUUAUCCACUUUAAGUAUAGGGCGUCCACUCGUCUCCGUAGUGAGUUGUCUCGAGUCUCGUCGACAAGCGUCGUUAGCCGGCAACAAUCAUGACAAGUUCGGUCUUAGAGGUCUAGUCCUUCGCGCACAAUCUACCUGUAAUUAUUAUAUUUGAAGGUGCUUUUGUAAAGGUUUCAUGUGAUAAUUAAGAAUCCAGUUUUGUGUACCUACCUUCUAAACCGCGUUUUAAGUAUACCUAUUAUUUUAUUGGUUCUACUAUUCUAUUAAUUAAGCGAUAUUGUGUCAUAUUUUCCGAGUGCCGGUUAUUUUACAUUCUCUCUUUUAGCGCCACUGGCUAUUUACAAUUAUUCGUUAAUAUUAAUCAUUAGGAUAUAUCAUUACUGUAGUCAUGUUGCAGCUUCGAACAAUUAUUUGUGCUUUACUGCUGAAUACUCAUGCGUGUAUGCGUAAUUUUAGGAGGGUCUUAGAUUUUGAAUGUAACUGAUUGUUUAAUGCAAUUUUAUGUAAAGUACAGAAACAAGUACAUGUGAUUCGUCAGGAUGAUUUUUAUAUUUUUUUGAUGUAGAUGUAGUGAUGUCACAAACAUGUUGAUCUAUCUAGUGUCUGAAGCUAACGGGGCGAGUUCCGGGCGGGCGCACUAAGCUCUCGCUUUAAUCAGUUUACCGUGAUUCGUGAACAAAUUCUGCUCCGUGACAAUUUACUUUAAAUCUUAUCUUAUUUAACUACGAUUGGACGCGUCCAUAACUCGCCCCGUUAUCUUUAUUUUUUUUUCAGAUUUGUAGAUGAUUUUUUGAGAUUUUAUUAGAAAUCACAGAAGUCCUUAGUUUUAUAUGAAAGUUUCGUAAUCUAAGCCAAAUUGUUAUUACGUGGAGAAAAUCUGAAUUUAAAUAACAUAUCUGACAAAAUGGUUAGUGUGCUACAAUAAGAAAAGAAAAAAGCAUCAUGAACAAUGUAUAAAUAUAAAGUAUGAUCAUUAUAAUAAGGAUGAUAUGUAUUUUGUAACGCGAUUUGUUUCUCAGUUUUUAUGAGAUGUUGAAUUUCAAACUGUUCUCGUUUCCGUAUGCUGUGCACAAAAUUAUAUCGAUGGCUUCGAUUCCGUAGUUACUAGAUCUAAAACGAAUUGUUAUAUUGUGCAUAAUAAGGUCAUAUCAGUAGUGUUGUUAGCGAGUGUCGAUGAUUGCUAACAGCAUCGCACGCGGCGAGUAUGACUACUGUUACUGUGAGCACGCACACGGUUGCGCUCGCGCCCCUCCCGAUACCAUUAGACAACUUGUCUCAAAACUACAUACUGUUCUCUAACUAGGACCUAUUAAACUACUAAUAUACGUAGACCCUAGAAGGCUUAUUUCAAUCCCAUCAGAAUCAACUUGUAAUUUUGUAAGUUUGUUGCAACCGGGCGCGGGCGCAUCUCUAACGUGCUUUGUAAAUAAUGUUAUCGGCGGGCGACCGCUGCAUGUUGUGCGAUUGAUUUCUGCCUUCGGGCCAAUAUUGUUAACGUAGCCAGAGUUAUAAGUAUCACUUGUUCGUCAAUUGCACACGUCGACGCUGAUCAGUUAAGUAGUAGCGUACUCAGAUUUCUAUUAGCAGGGUUAGUAAUUACGCCUACGUAUCCAAAUGUCUGAUGUACAUUUAAGAUUGAACUCGUAGACCUGCCCGAAGCCGAGACUCCAAGCCACAAGCCAGACUCGGUGCUCAAAGUUGGCACGUCUAUGAGUUCAAUAAAUCGAUUAUUAAACGAGGGAACAGGUGGACGCGGCGCACACUAAUCGUCGAACAUUAAGUUAGAGGAUGCGCGAGCUAUGUUGGCGUGUGGCUUGCGAGUCAGGCGCGACGUGUCGUGUGCGCGGUAACCAUCAGUUGCGGCCGCACCCACACGACAGCAAGCUCGCCGCGGAGUAUAUUUUUCGUAAGUAGUAGCCUAAAGGCAGCGGCGAAGUGUGCGCCGCCUUGAGCCGCCGCCGCGCCGCGCCGCGCCCGCGGCCCUACGACCAGUAUUUGAGAUACUAGUAACGUGCUCAAUUUCCGUAUCUGUAUGUUGUACGUAUACCUAAUGUUAAACGUAAAUGUUUUAAAAUUAACUAACCUACAAUAGAUUUGUUACAUAAUAAAUGUCUUCCGUUUGGCACAUUUAUAGAUUCGUCGCACGUUUUAUUGCUGCACAGUAAUAUUUGACAAGUGAUUUUGAUUACUCGAGCCGAGUGCACAGCGAGCUCCCUAAUAAGAUUUGUGAUAAAGUAAUUAGAUUUUCGUUUCCCGUGUGGCAAUUUUAAAUAGAUUGCAAGCUGAUUUUUCUCUUUUAUUGUAAAUAUUUUUUUCAAUUGUGAAAUAUUGAAUGAAGUGAAUAAUUUUAAGCCUUUGGCAUUGUAUACUCAUUUACGUUAUUAAUAAAUUAUAGUAUGAA
Leguminivora glycinivorella is the source of this 5865-nucleotide messenger RNA. It is a transcript of the gene Rbfox1, whose product is annotated as RNA binding protein fox-1 homolog 1-like. The record is from RefSeq and is a predicted model, not a curated record. Gene Ontology annotation, biological process: regulation of alternative mRNA splicing, via spliceosome; nervous system development. The transcript has 14 exons. The coding region runs from base 276 to 1571 and encodes 431 amino acids. Lineage: Eukaryota; Metazoa; Arthropoda; Insecta; Lepidoptera; Tortricidae. Gene Ontology annotation, molecular function: mRNA binding. Gene Ontology annotation, cellular component: cytoplasm; nucleus.